UGGCUGGUCACCUGGGCCGCAGUGCCUUUGCCAGCGGGGCUCGGAGGCGGACGCCAUGGAUCUGCUCGGCUCGCUCAAGUCCUACUUCACCACCAAGUAUGUCAUCACCGACAACCUCAUGUGUCGGAUGCACCACAAGGCGUCCGUGGGGGUUCUGCUGGCCUUCAGCAUACUCGUAACUGGCAAGCAGUACGUGGGCGACCCGAUCGACUGCAUCAGCAAGGACUCGGUGCCUGGGAACUUGCUAGACACCUAUUGCUGGAUACACAAAACCUUCAGUGUGGCCACAGCGUGGCACGGAAAACUGGGCGACGAUGUGGCCUACCCGGGAGUGGCUCCUCACACCGAAGGCGAUCCCAAGGUGUACCAUGGCUACUACCAGUGGGUGUGCUUCGUGCUGAUGCUGCAGGCGCUCUUCUUCUACGUUCCCCGCUACCUCUGGAAGACCAUCGAGGGUCGUCGCAUUCAGAGCCUCACGGAACAGCUAUCGUCUCCCAUGCAAGACAGAGCGACCCUUGAGAAAGCCCGAGGCAUGGUCGUCGACUACCUUGUCGCCAACAGGGGUUAUCACGGAGGCUACUUCUCUGGGUUCGUGUUCACCGAAAUGCUCUACUUCGUCAACGUAGUGGCACAGAUAUUCAUCAUGGACAAGUUUCUGGGAGGAGAGUUUUCAACCUACGGAGCGCGCGUCAUCGAGUUCACCGAAUGGCACUGGGAGGCCCGCUAUGACCCGAUGAUCAAGGUGUUCCCGCGAAUGACCAAGUGUACCUUCCACAUGUUCGGUACCUCCGGAGACUUGCAGAAGCAUGACGCCGUCUGCGUGCUCCCCAUCAACAUCAUCAACGAGAAAAUCUACGUCUUCCUCUGGUUCUGGUUCGUCAUACUGACCAUCAUCACGGGCCUCUUUCUCAUCUACAGGGUGGUCAUCAUCGUGUCCAGCUCCGUCCGCUUCCACAUCAUGUACAGCCGAAACCGCAACGUCGACUCGGAGAACCUUCGAGAAAUCGUGCAGACCGUCAGCACCGCUGACUGGUUCAUCCUCUACCAGAUCAGCAAGAACGUCGAACCGGGCCACAUGAAAGAAUUCGUGAAUGAUUAUGCUCAGGAACUGGACGUCGGCUCCAAGGCGAGCAGACAGAAGCUUAGGGACAGCAAGUGAAAAUUUGACCGUUGUGACGUCGCUCAAUACUGCCCAAAAACGAUACAGCCGGGAGUGUUCCAUCUUCAUUUUUUUCUUCAGCGUGGUGUCGAUGAGAGAUCAAUCGUUAAGUGAAUGAGUGUGUCGCCACAGGAAGGCGUGAUAUGCGAUGUUGCGGACAGUGUAUCUGAAUUUGGUCGUCCCCACCGAUUCAAGUCACCAGGCCACGCUUACAAACGCGCAUGCAGUCGACGGUAAAGGCUGUUUCCAACGCUGUUCCCAUGUUGUACCCAACGGACACUUCUGAUAGCGUUCUUUUGGGUAUUGUAAGAUUGGUUUGUAGAGCGUGGUGGCUGCGCAUGUUUUACAUUUGUUGGUGGUACCGGAUAGAGUAAUAACAGUUACUGGUACUAAGAAGAACGUUAGUAUAUUUUAAACGAUUUUAAACUGGUGUGUCUGAAUGAAAGACAAACGUUUCAAUGGAGUAGGGUGUGACAAUAUCAAGGGUCAGAGUGAACAGCUAGAGAGGCGAGGACUAGAGCAGCGUAUCCCCGAACGGAGCUUCUGCAUACUACAGUAUUAUUUUGCAUUUCCUGUAAGGCAACGAAUCUUAGUUAUCUGCGUUAGUAUAGUAAGAAACAAUCAUGCUAAAAUUGCCAAGAAGAAUAACGGAAAAGUUUCGCCUUGCAGUUCACCAGCAAGGGUAGUCCGAGAAGUUAGUGUCAUGACAAGCUGGUUUUGUCUAGUAAUCCGUGAGGUUGUUCGACGUGCUUUCUGCGUAGGCGAGGUCCAGUGAAGCUAUCGUAGCCGCCGACAUGCCGAGCGUUAUCGACGAGCGUUUGUCAUCGAAGAGCUCUAUCUUUCGUCCCUGAGUGACCGCAAUCACUGAAGGGCUUUUGAAGGACGCACGUUGCUGCCACUAGGAUCUGCUUCCACCACGAGAUGGCACCACCAAACACAGAUAGCGCUGCAGUGAAACGCAGCGCGCAAACCACGUACGUAUUUACAUAUGUUUAACUGUGGCUGCGCUAUUGCGCAAGUGUUGGUUGUCCUGAUCGCAAGCACUUCGCUGCGUAUUAUUAUAAUUCGCGACAUGUUUCUGCUCUGAACGACCAGAGUCUUUUUUUUUUUUUUUUUUGGGGUUAUGUAGAAAUGCUACACCGCAGCACGAGCUUCGUAAGAAACAAAGCGGCGAGUCAAAGUUACUUUAACGGAACGAAAGCAUGCCAUAUACUAACAAUACAUUGCGUAGUAAUUGUUUAAAACUUUAAUUACCCUGUGUGAUUUCAAAAAUGAGCUUCUGAGGCAUAAACAGAGAUUGCCGGUAGAUAUUUUCGGUAAUUCAUUCUUUUUUUGAGGGCGCGAAGGGGGGUAGUGGGUAAAGGAAAGAGGGAGGAAAAAGGGUAUAAAGGUGAUGAUGCACAUACUUAUAACACUGGCUUCAGAUGCUACAUCAAAAAUAUAAGAAUGAACAAAUAUGACAAGGAGCACAUUUAUGUAUGCACGCAUUGCCCAUGUGAAUUACAAGCGUGUGAACAACAGCCGUUUGACAGUGGCAAAGAGUACGUGGUGCCAUGCUUUACAGCCCCAAAAUAUAAUUGCAAACAGAAAGUGAUGGCAUUUGGCUGCGUUUUAAAUUAAGCUGCUCCUAGGCAAAAUGGAAGUUUACGUUCAAUGUUCUCAAUCACUCUGCCACUUUCACUUUUCUUUAGAUAACCAACGUGCCAGAGCACUUCUAACUCGCCGUCUAUAAGUAAGUGAAGAUAGAACUAAGUCAAGCUCAUGAGAUUAACGGACAUGAUUGAGACAGUUCAGCACAAUAAUUGGGCCAGCAUCAAUUGGCUCGUGGUAAAAACACGAAUUUUCAACCAAGUAUACUUUUCUGUGUCUGUCAUUCUCACACUCUCAACGAGAGCUGAAGGGCAAACGCUUACACAAAGAAAAGCAAGAAAUUACUUAAGUAUCACCCGCCUUAUGUGCAUAAAGAGUCUACAUGCUUUUAUGUAUUUCGCUCGUUAAACAUGCGGUGAGAAAAGGGACAAAACAUACGAUGGAAGCAAAAAGUCGAACGUAAGAAAAGAAUGUCACCGUCUUGCUAUGGGCUUAAUUGAGCCUCUGUGCUUUUGAUGAAACUAGAUAAUAGUCCUGUGAGUGAACAGGCAGUACUAUAGAGCAUCGUCUCCGCCAGAAGAAUGGUGAUCAGCGGGUCAGAAGGCAGUGAAUGCACUUUUGUGCUUUCUGAGAACGUCUGGUUUGCACGAGCGGCUUUGACUCAAUGACUGUCUGUGCACGUCUCUAUACCCUCUCUCUCUCUCCAUCCUCUCUCUUUCCCCAGUGUAGGGUAGCCAACCAGUCUUGACUGGUUAACAUCCCCGCCUAUCUUCUCUCUCUCUCUCUCUCUUUCUCUCUGUGAUUUUGUUGUUGUUAGCAUUCGCCCCGUAUGCGCAAACUUUCCUCAACUCGAAUGACUUCCUCGAGGCCAUAGAGUAGGUACCUUUCUACAGACACGCUCAAGCGCUAUGCGUAGAAGUGGGUGUGAAAGCUUCCUGUUAUCGAGUGCACCACAGCGCCGCUCCUAGUCUGAAGAAGCAACGCUGUUUCAUUCUGCUUCCUUCAACACUGCUUCAACGCUUCAUUAAAUCUCCUCGGUGAUACUUUCGGCGCGGUUACUUCAAAAAAAAAAAAAACACACCUUCACUUCAGUGUAUCGAGUAGACGCCGGAAAAAGACAGAGAAUCCUACAGGAAUUACUUGAUCCAACUCUAACGCCGCCUCCGCUACAGCUACCGCGGGUACCGUGGAUUUGUCUAAGUGUGUGGCCUUCAGACGCUCUUGUGGUGUCACUUUUUACGCAUAAUCUUUGUAAAUUUCUGAGAAAUCAUAGUUUUCUAAACCCAGCGAUGUAACUAGUCUCUGCACGCGCGCGUAAUCCUUGCGCAUGUGUGUUAACUAGAGCAUGGCGACGAUGACGUGUUGCCGCCUCCUUCAGCUAGCAUCCGGCGCUUCAGCGUCCUUUACUCCAUAGAGUUUCUUGCAAGACUUACUAGAAGGGACUCUGGCGCUACGACCGUUCAGCCCGCAUCAGAAUGGUGGUCAGUAAAUGGAUUUGUAAGAUUUUCGAGCUUGUGGCUUCAGACGUUCUUGUUGGUUGAGCUCACUGCGCUUUCUCUGCCUUUAUUGGCCUAAAUUGCAAAGUAAUACAUAGUUACCUAAAUUCAGAAGGCCAAGAGACUCUGCGAACACGCAUAAUCGCUACUAACUGCAGCAGUUCCGCCUAUCGACGUGACCUAAUCGAAAGGCGCCAAGCGUCUCAACGCGUUGGCUGGCCCGCGAGGAAAGUCUUAAGUUGUUCCGUGCCGGUUGACGACGCAUGCGUCCGUAACAAGUUCAGUGCUUGACGGCGAAGAUGAGUUUAGCAAGAGAUGGCAGGAGUGCCAGAAGCGCCUGCAGCAGAGAAGGGUCUUUAUGUAGAUGUGUGAUUCUCCUUCUCUCUCUCUCUCUCUGUCUCUCUCUCUCUGCGUUAGGAAGCCUGUGAAAAGCGCUUCGAUGUAUGGUAUUUAGUAAAGCAAUGAAGGGGGCUAGUUUGUGAACGUUCAUGAUUAUAUUGCACUUAUAAUCAUGUAUGGUAUUUGAUAUGCCAAAUAAAAAAAAAGAAUUUGGAAGAAACCGUGUGUUCUCGCGUGAGGCACUGUCAUGUACAAGACAGCCACUCAAAUCUGUGAUAUAUAUGUCACUCCUGAUCAU
This is a messenger RNA of Dermacentor andersoni, 4882 nucleotides long. Its product is annotated as innexin inx2-like. Gene Ontology annotation, molecular function: gap junction channel activity. Gene Ontology annotation, biological process: phototransduction. The record is from RefSeq and is a predicted model, not a curated record. Gene Ontology annotation, cellular component: gap junction; plasma membrane. NCBI's taxonomy places the organism in Eukaryota, Metazoa, Arthropoda, Arachnida, Ixodida, Ixodidae.